AUGUUCGGCGGACUUUCUGAACCUCCAGUAGACGGUGGUAUUGUUGGACCAACAUUUGCUUGUAUCAUUGGCCAACAAUUCAAAAAUCUGAAAUACGGAGAUCGAUUUUGGUUUGAAAAUGAACGAAUUCUGAAUUCCGAACAUUCUGGAUAUUCUUUGGGUAUGGCGUUUAUAAAUUCAAUUAUGAGGAUAAACGAUUAA
Molecule: messenger RNA, 201 nt
Organism: Lottia gigantea (owl limpet)
Lineage: Eukaryota; Metazoa; Mollusca; Gastropoda; Lottiidae
Exons: 1
Coding region: 1-201 (66 amino acids)
Biological process (GO): response to oxidative stress
Molecular function (GO): heme binding; peroxidase activity
Source: RefSeq, a predicted model, not a curated record